Molecule: messenger RNA, 3757 nt
Organism: Pezoporus occidentalis (night parrot)
Lineage: Eukaryota; Metazoa; Chordata; Aves; Psittaciformes; Psittacidae
Product: glycine receptor subunit alpha-4
Exons: 10
Coding region: 76-1566 (496 amino acids)
Biological process (GO): response to amino acid; chemical synaptic transmission; signal transduction
Cellular component (GO): synapse; plasma membrane; neuron projection
Molecular function (GO): glycine binding; chloride channel activity; transmembrane signaling receptor activity
Source: RefSeq, a predicted model, not a curated record
GGAGCCGGGGAGCCGCCGCCGCCGGCCGGGUCAUGCCCGUGUGCCCGGGACGGCGGGGCUGCGGGCUGCGGCGGGAUGGGCGCACUCCGGGCCGGCGCCCUCGCCUUCCUCCUCCUCCUCCUCCUCAGCUGCUUCCUGCCCCGGCGCGGCCCGCUCAGGCUGGUCUCAGGGCGGGAGGAAAUCAAAGCUGCUUCCCGAGGCUCACCCCAGCCCAUGUCACCUUCUGAUUUCCUGGACAAGCUUAUGGGACGAACGUCAGGGUAUGAUGCCCGGAUUCGACCCAACUUCAAAGGUCCACCCGUCAACGUGACCUGCAACAUCUUCAUCAACAGCUUCGGCUCCGUCACCGAGACCACCAUGGACUACCGGGUGAACGUGUUCCUGCGGCAGCAGUGGAACGACCCCCGCCUGGCUUACCGCGAGUACCCAGACGACUCCCUGGACCUCGACCCCUCCAUGCUCGACUCCAUCUGGAAGCCAGACUUGUUCUUUGCCAACGAGAAAGGGGCCAAUUUCCACGAGGUCACCACCGACAACAAGCUGCUGCGCAUCUUCAAGAACGGCAACGUGCUCUACAGCAUCAGGCUGACUCUGAUCCUGUCCUGCCCCAUGGACCUCAAGAAUUUUCCCAUGGACAUCCAGACAUGCACCAUGCAGCUGGAGAGCUUUGGCUACACCAUGAAUGACCUCAUCUUCAAGUGGUUGGAGGAGCAGGAGGCCGUGCAGGUGGCAGAGGGCUUGACGCUUCCGCAGUUUAUCCUCAGGGAUGAGAAGGACCUGGGCUAUUGCACCAAGUACUACAACACAGGCAAGUUCACCUGCAUCGAGGUGAAGUUCCACCUGGAGAGACAGAUGGGUUACUACCUGAUCCAGAUGUACAUCCCCAGCCUGCUCAUCGUCAUCCUCUCCUGGGUCUCCUUCUGGAUCAACAUGGAUGCGGCACCGGCCCGGGUGGGCUUGGGCAUCACCACUGUGCUCACCAUGACCACACAGAGCGCUGGCUCCCGCGCCUCCCUGCCCAAGGUCUCCUAUGUGAAGGCCAUUGACAUCUGGAUGGCCAUUUGCCUGCUCUUUGUCUUCGCUGCCCUGUUGGAGUACGCAGCUGUCAACUUCGUCUCCCGCCAGCACAAGGAGUUCAUGCGCCUGCGCCGGCGCCAGCGGCGCCAGAGAAUGGUCCUGAGCAGCGGCACGGGCAGCCUGGAGUCCCUGCGGCAGGCGAGCGGCCGGCACGGCGGCGAGCACACCUACACGACGCUCUCACAGCUCUCCAGCUCCCGGGAGGAAGAGCUCGUCCGUGAGAGCCGCUUUUACUUGCGAGGCUAUGGGCUGAGCCACUGCCUGCAGCCGAAGGAUGGGGCUGGGGAGGGCCCCGGCAUCUACAGCCCCCCCCCAGCCGGGAUGCUGCUGCGGGAAGGGGAGAGCCUCCCCCGGCGCUACAUCGACCGGGCCAAGCGCAUCGACACCAUCUCCAGAGCUGUCUUCCCCUUCACCUUCCUGGUCUUCAAUAUCUUCUACUGGGUCGUCUACAAAGUGCUGCGCUCAGAGGACAUCCACUCUGUGCCCUGAGGGCUGGAAAAGCAGGACUGCCUCUUGGUCUGCCCCCUCAGUGCGCGUGGGUGCCAUGAGCUCAGCCAGAACCAUGUUUCCCUCUGUCCUGGAGCAGUGGCACAGCCAGGCUGGGCCUCAGAGCCUGAACAUAUGGCAGCCCCCAUGUCCCUUUGGAUGCUGGGGCACUGAGGAGGUGGGGACAGCAACCCCAGGUUUGAAAAAGGAACCCUUCCUGCCUCCUGCAUGGCAUCAACUCUGGGCACCCAGGGAUGCUGUGCUGCUGGGGAGCCUCAGGUACCCAGGGAUGCUGUGCUGCUGGGGAGCCUCAGGUACCCAGGGAUGCUGUGCUGCUGGGGAGCCUCAGGUACCCAGGGAUGCUGUGCUGCUGGGGAGCCUCAGGUACCCAGGGAUGCUGUGCUGCUGGGGUGCCUCAGGUACCCAGGGAUGCUGUGCUGCUGGGGAGCCUCAGGUACCCAGGGAUGCUGUGGUGUUCAGGAGCCUCAGGUACCCAGGGAUGCUGUGCUGCUAUGGUACAAGGGAGCUCCUGGUACUCCGGGAUUCUGCACAGCUGGUGAUCAGCAAACACCACCUUCCAAUCAAACACCCCCCACCUCUUCCAUGUCAGGCUGCUGCUUCUCCAGGCUGCAUCACUGGGCCAUGGGCCACAAGCAGCCAGAUGAGAAGCUGCAGUUCCCUAUGGGUUGCAGGUAAAAGCAAGCAGCACCCCUGCCUGCACCUGGACUGUGUGUGGUGCUGGCUAUGGCCCCAUAGCCCCCAGUCCAUCAACAGACAGGCCCCCAGCCAGCUCCAGCACACAGCAAUGCAGUGGGUCAGGGAUGCUUCCUUCCCUGCAGAGUCCAAGGCUGCCAAUGGCUGUGGCAGGGCUGUGGCAGGGACACUGAGCAGGAGGCUCCGUUUCUGCUGGGAAAACACCAGCCCUGGGGCAGCAGUAGGGGAGCCUGAGGUCUCGCUGAUGGUGAAGGGGCACAGAUGGCCGUUGCAGCUGCUGAUGGGUACCACUUGGCACCAGAGAGCUGGCACUGCACUGCCUGCAGGGUAGGGCCCACCGCCCAUCUGAUGAUGGGAUGAAAGUAAUGGGGGUAGCUGCAGCAGUGCCUCUGGAGGAAUAGUGAGUGGUGGCACCCCCAGACCGCUGCAUUCCCGCAGCCCCACGGUGCCAGCAGAGAGCCUGAGGUGAAAACUGCUCCGUUCCCCUGCUUCCUCUACACACUGGUGCUCGGGUGCAGCAUUCCCUGGGCAAGUUCGCCCCUGCUGCUCCUCCACUGGAGAGGAGAGCAUCUGAAACCUCGACAAGACAAGCUCAGCAAGGCUGCCAGCCCUCCAGACCUGGAUAUCCUUCAUGCUUAGCAGGAAAUAAAAGCAGUAGGUGAUGUUUAUGUAGGUCCUACAGACAGAAAUGUGUUGAUGCUCUCCUUUGCCCCUGCUCACAGCCAGCCUGGGCAGACCCGCAUCCCGGCAGGGUCUGUCCCUCCACGGCCCCAAGUGCAGGAGAGGGCCCAGGGUCUUGCAGGCAGGUCAGCAUGGAAAUGGGAUUCACCCUUUUCCUUGGAGACUGUACUAUGGCAUGGCAAGGGCCCCAGUGACCUACCUGUGAUGGCAAAAGGGGCUCUGUGGGGCAGGGGGACAUGGGUAGGAGGCCAGCACUGCUUGCAGAAGCCAUACCUGGACAGAAACCCCCACCACGGCCAUUAGGGACCCCGCUCCUCGGGCAGGCAUCACCCUCUCCCUGCAUGACUUCAGGGAGCAAAGGCUCCCCCCCCUCACUCCCUCAACCCCUCAGUCCCAGCUGCAUGCACCCAUUUCACAGACAGGACAAGCAGAGGAGAACCAGCCCAGGCCAUGCCCAGAACCCACCAGGAUGGGCUGAGCCAGCUCCAUCCAUCCCAUUGCCACCGCUGUGCAUGCCGUCAUGGGGGUCACCGUGGGGCUGCACUGUGUGUCCGGGCCAGGCUUUCGAGCCUUGGUUUUGGGGAGAGGCCCCAUUUGGAGGUGGAGGAAGGGGUGCACCUCUUGUCCUUGGCUCACUCAGCCCUGGCCCCCCGAGGCAGUGCUGAGCAGAGGUGCCAGCGGGCACCCAGCACUCGCAAGCACUGGCAGCCCAUCCACCCUCCAGCAGCGGUGGGUUUUUAAACAGCAUCAACCUUCCUACGUACAGACAUGAAUAAAUAAAGCCUUUCUGGGAUUUUCA